UUACCCAAACAAGAUAACACAACUUGAUAAUGAAGAACGAGAUUGUUAUACCGAUUAGAUCACUGAAGUGUGUACCAAUUCUUAUUCGGGUUUAGUUCGGGCAACAUUGGUUUUCUUAUACCGGAGAAGACUGACAGCAAGUCAUCGGAAUCCAAAAAUGUUUCUUUAAGAAAAUAAUCCAACGAGAGACAAAUGUCAACUUCCUUUUCAUUCACCAAUCUCUCCAAUUUGGCCUUCACGUGCCUCCCUCUUCUCUUCUCUUCUCACAGCCCAAAGCCCAGCCACUGCCAGACCGAAGCCCCAAGCUCUCCACUUCCCUCCUCUCGACGAGCUUCUCCUUUUCCCCAGACACCGCCAUGAAAACCAGACGAAAACGACCCACAUUCUUCCCUCAAACCUCCUCCCGUACCUAAAUUCCCCAACCCCCACACUCUCAACGGAUCCCCCCCCAUUUUUAGCCAGAAUUCCCAAAAAUCGCAAGAAACAAGAUGGCGCAGAUGUGCUAUGUGGGUAAAGCUACCAAGAUCUUCAUCUUCAUUGUCGCCGUCGCGGUGGUCGCCGGCCUCAUCCUGGCUUUCGGCCUCUUCCGCCGCGGCGCCUCCCACCAAUCCCGCCGCCAAUGCUCCCCUGAAGACGAAUCCUGCUACUCUCCCCCUGCCCCCGCCGCCGUCUUCGCCAAUCCCAAUCCGUCUACUCCCUCAUCCCCCGGUAGUAGUUCCAGUCCCAUCUCUGCCCAGCCCAGCCCUCCUACCCCUGAUUCCGGCAACCAGCCACCGCCAUUCUCUCCUCCCUCCGGCCAAUUGCAAACUCCAGUUCCUCCUCCUCCGCCGGAAGCAAGCUCAAACCUUCCUCCUUCGGAAUCGUCUUCCUCUCCCCCACCGCCUGUGCAGGAGACUGCGUCUCCGCCGCCGCCUCAGCAGCCGCUGCCCAUUUCUCCGCCGCCGCCUAAUGCUCCGGCUAUCACGGGAGCUCCGCCGCCAUCUUCGUUGAAUCCGCCGAGUGGGACGGUGUUAGUGGCUCCGGGUCCGGUGCAUGCUUAAUCGAAUCCAUUGAUUCGCCAUUGUUUUUUCAUUUCCCCCGAUUUCUUCUUGUUCACUGGAUGGUAAAUUGAAUAUCUUGGAUUGGAAUUUCAGAUUUGUAUAGCCAAUUGAGAUGUGGAUUGAAUGAGAUCGUUGGUGCUGACUUACUCUAUUGGGUUUCUUCCUUUCUCUUCACUCUGUCUGUGGUUGGGGUUGCAAAUUAGAACUUUCACUCCUUCAAAUUUUCGCCUUACGUAGUUUUCGUCCGCGAAGUUUUGUGAGUUGCACUUAGGUCCGUGGAAUUGAACAUUUGGGGCUUCCGAGGUUGAAUAAUUUGGGAAGUUGAAA
Molecule: messenger RNA, 1367 nt
Organism: Linum trigynum
Lineage: Eukaryota; Viridiplantae; Streptophyta; Magnoliopsida; Malpighiales; Linaceae
Source: the annotation of a GenBank genome assembly